GAGCAUAUACUCAAAGAAAAAAGGGAUCAACAAGAAAAGGAGCAGGAACAGAAAAGGUCUGUCACAGAGGAGAAGAUCCAACAGUGGCUAAAGAUGAAAAGAGAACAGGAGAAACACCAGCAACUGGUAAAACAGAGUAAAGAGGAGGAGGAGGUACAGAGGCAGCAGAAGAAACAGAGGGAGACCGAACAGAAGGCUCAGCAAAAGUACAAAGACUGGUUGCAUAAGAAGAACCAGGAAAAAAUAGAAAAAGAAAAGAAAGAGAAAGAGCAGGUUGCCCUCAAGGAGGAGCAGGAGAAAGAGCGCCACAAGAGGGCAGACAAGAAGUUUAAAGAAUGGCUGGCAAAAGCCAAUGAAAAAAGCAGAGCAAGCCCCAAGUCACCUUGCUACCCAACAAGUCCCUAUGACAAAUCCUACCCAUCACCCAGCUUCUACAAUCCAGUCCCAUGGAAACCGAUUCAUGUCCCUCCUCCACAAACAUCAUUGACUAAUACAUGUGGCAAGAAACACCAGAAACAAAGAAACAACCAACAAAGCCCUGGCACUGCUUUUAGAUUCAGAAAUACUGUGACUGCAGCACAACUGCUGCAGAGAAGAUGACACAACAUACUGUGGUAAUGUAGCUUAGUUAUGGUUCAUAUAUGAUUUCAUCUCCAGUCAUCCACACUACCACAGCUUCUGGACAGGUGCUCUGCUGAAUCACAGAAGUAUUUCUGCUCUGUAAUGUGGUGGCAGUAAUUAAGACAUGAUCCUACAUGUAUGUCUAAAUUUUGAUGGAGCAGUUAUAAAGAGAUGCACUAGCUUGAAUUUCAAGUGUGAAUCUUCGUGUUUUGGAAUGUUUACAUGAUUUUACAAAGAUGUUUAUAAUUUGUUCUGAUACUUUAAUCUAAAAGCCUGGAUCAUUUUUGGAUUAUAUAAUCUAAUCAAAUUUUUAUUACGAUAAAUAUAGUAUAAUUAUUUUAACUUGUGCUUGUCUUAUUUGUUCCACACUGAGUGGUCAACAAACCCACAUUUUAUAAGGCACCAGCUACACAUGACCACACAAUAGAAAGAAGGUGGUUACUUGUCACAGCCAAAGAUAGACCCGGCUUGGUCAAGUGCCCCUCACACUCUCACAUUGUUCAGUGUCCAGCUGUGCCUUGUUCUUCUGUGGGCUGAGAUGACGACAGAAAUGAAUGAGGGGGUGGAGAGAGAGAAUGUCUGACUGAUUAGGAUUCAGAGCAGUCUGUUCAUUCUGUUAUCAUCUCACUGUGAUGUCAAUGUAUGAAGCCUGAGUGUCCUAGCCUAAAUAGAAAAUCCAUAUCCCAAGAUGCAGUGGUGUAAAUGGGCUGGCAGUUGGAGGUCACGCCUACCAAGACAGUCGACAGGGCCGGAGAUUGAAGACUCUUUUGACUUUCUUUUUAAAAUCAUCCUCGUUGGGGACUCAGAUGUGGGGAAGACCUGUGUGGUCCAGAGCUUCAAGUCAGGCAUAUUCACUGAGAAGCAGCAAAACACCAUUGGUGUCGACUUUACCGUUCGUACCCUGGACGUUGAUGGCAAGAAGGUGAAGAUGCAGGUAUGGGACACAGCAGGACAGGAGCGUUUCCGCACCAUAACUCAGAGCUACUACCGCAGUGCCCAUGGGGCCAUGGUGGCCUAUGACAUCACACGACGUGCCACAUUUGAAUCUGUUCCCCAUUGGAUUAGGGAGGUGGAGCACUAUGGAGCUGCCAGCGUGGUACUGAUUCUUAUUGGUAAUAAGUCAGAUCUCCACUCUCAGAGGCAGGUGUUGUUUGAGGAUGCGUGCACCCUGGCUGAAAACAACGGUGUGCUGGCCGCCCUGGAAACUUCAGCCAAAGAGGCUCAGAACGUGGAGGCGGCUUUCAUCCUUAUGGCCCGGGAGCUGCUGGCACGCAACGGCAUGACCAUGAUAGAUGAAGCCUCUCAAGAUGUGUCUCAGUUCAUGUUGAGUAACAGCUCCCACCCGGUCCAUGGUACUGUCUCUUCAGAUAGAAAGUGUGGAUGUUGAGCGGGCUGAUAGAUUGUUUAAGACUCAUUAGAAAAAUUGUGGAGGCUUAAUGGUGAUGUGUGUUUAAAAGGUUUCUCCACCAGGAAAGAGGUUAUGUAUAUUUACAUAAGCUUAUUAAAAGGAGAAACUACAUACAGUGUGUUGCAUUGUAGAAGAAAAUAGUUUGUUUAAUAUUGGUGGAAUCAGUGUAACAGGUUUUAAAUGGUGCAGUCUGUAAUAUUCUUGUGAGGAUAGCUGCUGCUGAAUGUGCUUUACAGACCACAUCCCUGCUAGAAAACGGAACUAAGACUGUACUACAGCAUACAGUGUUUUCACUCGACAUACAAUUUUUUGUGUUGGAUCCUUUUUAACUGCUCUUUCAUACACUACGGAACAUCAGAUUGCCACAGUUUUAAGACACCUGCAAAUCAAACAUCAUACCUGUUAGUGACAAAUAUAGCCAACCAGCACUUCACUCAUUGUGCCAUGAGUAUAGCCCCAAAAGUUGGGAUGUAUGUAAAAUCAAAACAUAUUUUUUAAAUCAUCUGUGUCUUGGAUUACAUUAAAC
Molecule: messenger RNA, 2555 nt
Organism: Monopterus albus (swamp eel)
Lineage: Eukaryota; Metazoa; Chordata; Actinopteri; Synbranchiformes; Synbranchidae
Product: ras-related protein Rab-19-like
Exons: 8
Coding region: 1310-2008 (232 amino acids)
Molecular function (GO): GTPase activity; GTP binding
Source: RefSeq, a predicted model, not a curated record